Messenger RNA from Elaeis guineensis (African oil palm), 1128 nucleotides. RefSeq lists its product as uncharacterized. NCBI's taxonomy places the organism in Eukaryota, Viridiplantae, Streptophyta, Magnoliopsida, Arecales, Arecaceae. The record is from RefSeq and is a predicted model, not a curated record.
GUGGCCAAGCGCCUCUCGUCCCAAAUCCUCCAAACUGGUGAGAGAGCCUCCUACAAUCCGAUUAAAGCGAGGCGGAGCGAGCGAGAUCUCUCCCACUCCCUCUCGCUCUCUCUUAUUCUCGAUCUCGCUCUCGCUCCGUGUUCUUGGGAACCUUCGUCGUCGUGGGCGAAGAUGGGGUUCUUGUCGUUCGCUGGGAGAGUUCUUUUCGCCUCGUUCUUCGUCCUGACCGCUUACCAGGAUUUUUCUGAGUUUGGACUUGAUGGUGGGUCGGCAGCUAAGGCCUUAGCUCCCAAAUAUGACCUUUUCAUGAAUUAUGUGUCCUUGCAUUUGGGAGUUAAAGUACCAGAAGUUGAUAUUAAACAUAUUGUAACUGCUACCAUAGCUCUGAGAGGGCUUGGAGGCAUUCUGUUUAUCUUCAGCAGUUCGUUUGGAGCUUAUCUUUUGCUUUUGUAUCUGGCAUUGGUCACGCCCAUUUUGUUUGACUUCUAUAACUAUGACAUUGAGAAGCGGGAGUUCGUACAACUUUUUCUCAAGUUUACACAGAAUUUGGCCCUAUUUGGCGCCACACUUUUCUUCAUUGGGAUGAAGAACUCAAUGCCAAAGAAGCAACCCAAGAACAAGACUCCCAAAACGAAGAUAACAUGAAACAAAGCCGGGGGCUGGUUGAUGUAUUCGGGGAAGCGGGUGACACCGUGGUGAUUUUAUAUUCACAGACAGUUGCCUCUACGAAUCCACAACAGCCAUUUCAUUCUGUGCUUAUAUUAGUGUUCCUUUUUUGUGUGUUUUUUGCCCUCUUCUUGUUUUUGGGAGGUGUUUGCAGUCAGACGCUGCAUCUGAGAUGUGAGUGGCAGUGUAGGAUUAUGUUGUAUAAUUCAUUCCUUCAGUUUGAUCAAAAAGAGCAUAUUUGUAUCUUGAGGUUGUCCUGAAGUAUGAAGAAAGGUUUUUGUUUUUGGUAUUUCUUUGUGGAUUAGUUUGAAGCUUUGGACCUGCAGUUGAAGAGAAGUGGGUAGUGUUGUUUAGCCGCGCCGUGGGGCUGGUAAUGCGAGGAUUGAGUUAAGAUGUAAUGUGGGUCACUUUUGUGAACCUUCAUGACUUUUGCGCCAUUAUAUUCCAUUCCAAUUUGUAUCU